AUGACGGUCACCAGUCUGGUGAUGCAAAACCGUCGGAGCAAAGUCUCCGGAAAACCACCCCUGCGACUUCCUAUCAUCGCCCCCAAGGAGGAUGUAUUCACAGAUGCCUUUAGCAAGGCUGACAAGGGUCUGAUCGCGCCACCGCGUAUCCGCCUGCCUCCGCGGUCUCGGACGGGUUGCUGGACAUGUCGUAGUCGAAAGGUCAAAUGUGAUGAAGGACACCCGCAAUGUAAUCAAUGUACUCGUCUGGGCCAUACUUGCGAUUACCGCCCACGAUUGGCGUUUCGCGAUGAUACCCCUCGUAUCAUGGGCCGAAUGGCCGAUGUGAAGACGGAUGGUCAUGUUGUUUGGGAUCUCACCUCGCCAAGUUCUAUGGAUGAGAGGACCGAUUAUUUUUCUUUAGGAGACUCACUGCCACCCUUUUCGCUGCUUACUUCGGAUGAAGACCGCGAAAAGAAAGCAGAGGCCUUUAGUCCAGGCACGUACCAUGUGGUGAUGACGCCAGACAGUUUCUCGUCGCUGCCAGAGUAUGCAGACGAUCCAAAUGAGAAGUCUAGAUCCAAGGCCUCGAGCGAUUGUAGGAGCUCGGUGGCCAACAGCCCUACCAGCGCAGCCAAGAGUGAAUGCAGUGUCAGAGACGACGAUCCCAACGUGGUAAUCUUAAAGACUUUUGAAGAUGUCACUCGGCGCUCGCCCAAUGGCAAAGUGUCAAGAAUAUCCCCGACCUCGGAGAUCUCAGAUCCGUUCUGUGCUCUGUCGUUAUCUCCAAUCAUGCCUGCUCUCCCUUCACCAUCGGUGAAGCUGGAGAACAUAACCUACUUGAACGUUGACCAACAAAGUCAAGAUUCCACUCUCUUCUCCCAUUUCCGUCACGUCGUGUGGAGACAAUUGUUCCCUCAUGAUCACAGACUGGAUGACUCUUAUGGAUCUGACAGUCAUUUCAUGUCACUCAGUGUGGAUUUCCUUGAACAGGAAGCCACUCAUUUCCCUCCUCUCUCCCACGCUAUGAUGGCUAUUUCAGCCCUUAGUCUCUCGCACAGCGGCACAGGUCACAAUGUCGAUGCGCUACAGUACUAUCAGCAAGCUUUCCCCUCGCUCCAAGUCAGCCUACGGAACAACGACGAUCUAGUUUCAGACGGGCUGUUCCUAACCCAUUUCCUGCUGCUUAUCUACGAGAUCGCAGCCGCUGAGCCUCACGGCUCAAAUCUCUGGUCCCAUCACAUCUCUCGUCUUCUUCACAUCGCCUUCCUCCGUCGUUCUAAGUACGGCCAGGAGCCGUAUCCCUUCAUUCUGUGGUGGGUAUGCCACAUUGACCUCUACGCCCUGCUCAGUGGAGCAGGAGCUGGAGAGUUUGUUCGUGCUGUCAUCGACCACCAGAUGCUUCCUGGGUCAGAGUGCCUUCUCUACCCUACAGCUCCAGAGGGUUACAGUGUGAUCUAUUCCGAUGAACUCGACAGCUUGCCGAUCAUCAUGCGACUUUACCAUGACACAUUCCGGUUGGCCGCUCAGCUUGGGUUCUUGGCCACUCGACUUCGCGACGACAAACAAAAUUUACCGUUUGCCGAGUUUGACCAGAGAGCCCAAGAGAUUGCCGAUCUGCGUCAGGCCUUUGGGAGGCUGUGGGAGGCACCUGAUGUUGCCUUUUUGCACCAGCAUCAAGACAAUCUCCCGCGACGGUCUCGGGAAAUUCUCCAGCAGUCGGCAACACUAUACCAUGCUUCUCAGCUGUUCUCCUAUAGUAGCAUGUGGCCCGGGCAACGGGUUGAGUCUGAGUUCUCGCCAGAUGGGGAUAUUGAUCACCAUGUGACAGAGAUCCUGCGCCUGGCUGAGAAAACUACACACACUCGGCGAGCCGACCGUCACUUCCUGGUGUUCCCCUUAUUCCUGGCAGGCGCUACGGCAUCUGCCAGUGGUCUCAAGAUGAUGGCGAUGGAAUUGAUGACGAGUAUGGAGGAUGAAGAGGAUGGCAUGGGACGCAAUGCGGCAACCACCCGUGCCAUUCUUCAAAUCGUGUAUGAGCGACAGUUGGAACGACUCAUGCGUGUGGGUCACACAUUUGACGUAGAUUGGUCCGACUUGAUGACCCAGGAAGGGCUUCAGAUGGUGAAUUUCGGAUUUUGA
Molecule: messenger RNA, 2121 nt
Organism: Penicillium antarcticum
Lineage: Eukaryota; Fungi; Ascomycota; Eurotiomycetes; Eurotiales; Aspergillaceae
Product: Zn(II)2Cys6 transcription factor
Exons: 9
Coding region: 1-2121 (706 amino acids)
Biological process (GO): positive regulation of transcription by RNA polymerase II
Cellular component (GO): nucleus
Molecular function (GO): DNA-binding transcription factor activity, RNA polymerase II-specific; transcription cis-regulatory region binding; zinc ion binding
Source: RefSeq, a predicted model, not a curated record